AUGGGAUCAGCAUUGAAAAAGUCUACACCAAGUGAAAACAAUCUAGAAACAUCGGCUCUUGUAUGGCUCGAUAGUACCGCCAAUAAAUUACAAGAAAGUAUUGAUGCACAACAUCAACUUCGAUCAAUAAUUAAUCAUUUAGAAAUAUUUGAAUUUGAAAAUGAUUGUGAACAAUAUAUAAAAUCAUUAUCAGAACUUGAUCGAAUUAUUCUCAUUGUUAGUGGUGCAUUGGGUCAAAAUAUUGUUGGUCGUAUUCAUCAAUAUCGACAAAUUGUUUCCAUUUAUGUCUAUUGUGGAAAUAGACAAAAACAUGAAGGAUGGACUAAACAAUAUCCAAAGAUUCGAGGUUUGGCCGUACAACUAGAUGAACUUAUUAGUAAAAUACAAUCCGAUCAAGUAGAACAACAACAUAACAAAGUAAAUGAACCACUUAUAUUUACUACAUACAAUACAAGUAAUUCUGAUGAACAACUAGCAAGUGGACUCAAUGGACAAUUUGUUCAUUCACAAUUAUUAAUUGAUUGUCUUCUUCAAAUUCAAUUCACUUCAACUGAUAAGAAUGAAUUAAUAUCCAUUUGUAAACAACAAUACGAAGGUAAUGAUGAUCAAUUAGUUCUUAUUCAAAGAUUUGAAAAUGAAUAUAAAAGUAAUCAAGCAUUACGAUGGUAUACUAGAGAUUCGUUUAUUUAUCGAAUGUUAAACAAAGCACUCCGAGCACAAAAUAUUCAUUUAAUAUUUUUAUAUCGUUUUCUUAUUCGUGAUCUUGAAAAACAAUUAAAAGAUCAUCAAUGUUCAUCACGUUUAACUGUUUAUCGAGGUCAAUUAAUGUCUACUAAAGAAUUUGAAAAUUUGAAAAAAAAACCAAUUGGUGAACUAAUUUCAAUGAAUUCGUUUCUAUCAACAAGUCUCAGUCGACCAUUAGCUUAUUCAUUUCUUCGUCAAUCGACAGAUCUUGAACGUGUAUUAUUCGAAAUUGAUGCUAAUCCUGAAAUUCAUGGUAUUAAACCUUUCGCUAACAUUGCUUCACUUAGUUACUAUCCUAAAGAAGAAGAAGUUCUAUUCAUGUUAGGAUCAAUCUUUCGUCUUGUUGAUCUUAGUCAUGAUCGAAAUGGAGUAUGGACAAUAAAAUUAAGUUUAUGUAGUGAUCAAGAUCUUGAUUUAAAAGAGAUUUUAAAUCAUAUGAAAUCUCAAAAUACCGAAGAAAAUAUAAAACUUGUCAAAUUAGGCGAUAUUUUACGACAAAUGGGUAAAUAUGAUGAGGCUGAGAAAUAUUAUCAUCGUUGUCUGCAUAAACUUUCAUCAGAUGAUGAUCGAAAUAUUUCUAUAUGUUAUUAUGCACUUGGACGUUUAGCUGAUUGUAAAGGUGAUUUAGAUCAAAGUCUUGAAUGGUUUCAAAAGUCAUUGGAAAUCGAUAUGAGAAUUUUAAAACCAGAUGAUCCAAGUAUUGCAAAUACUCACAAUAGUAUGGCUAAUAUUUAUCAAAUCAAUGGUGAUUAUCAACAGGCAUUAAAAUCCUACAAUAAAGCACUUAAGAUAUUUCGACAAGCACAUGGUGAAGGUAAUACACAUGUAGCUAUGUGUUUGAAUAAUAUAGGAGCUAUUUAUCAACGCGAGAAGAAUUAUUCCGAAGCUCUAAACUAUUAUCAAAAUGCAUUGACUAUUCGUCAGAAGCAUCUUCCUUCUAAUCAUUAUGAUAUAGGUGGAUCAUAUAAUAAUAUUGGUAUUAUAUAUCGACAUCUUGGCCAAUCUGAUCAAGCUUUAGAUCAAUAUAAUCUUGCAUUAGGAAUCUACAAAGUAUCACUUCCGCCUCAACAUCCAGAUAUUGCCAUGACACUCGAGAAUAUAGGUAUCGUUUAUGAAGAAAAACGCAAUUGGAAUCAAGCAUUAUCGUAUUAUAAAAAAGCCGAAGAUAUCUAUGAUGCAAUAUUGUCGCCAACAAAUUCUGAUGUUGUUCAAAUUAAGAAAAAUAUCGAACGAGUAUCAUCUAAAUUAAGUUAA
Molecule: messenger RNA, 1998 nt
Organism: Adineta steineri
Lineage: Eukaryota; Metazoa; Rotifera; Eurotatoria; Adinetida; Adinetidae
Source: the annotation of a GenBank genome assembly